Messenger RNA from Chelonia mydas (Green sea turtle), 1761 nucleotides. It is a transcript of the gene CGREF1, whose product is annotated as cell growth regulator with EF-hand domain 1. Gene Ontology annotation, molecular function: calcium ion binding. Lineage: Eukaryota; Metazoa; Chordata; Testudines; Cheloniidae. The record is from RefSeq and is a predicted model, not a curated record. The transcript has 6 exons. The coding region runs from base 450 to 1202 and encodes 250 amino acids.
CGUGGGCGGCGUGUUCCCCGCGCCGUGCUCACCGCCGGGGCCGUGUCGCGCCGGGGGCAGCGCGGGCCCGGGGCCGGGAGAGUCGCUCCGCGCGGGAGCACCCCGGGGCCGGCACGUUGUUCCCCUGCCAGCCCGGCACUCCCCCGGGGGCCGGGCAGCGGGGACCGAGCAGCGCCCCCAGGGCCCGGCCGCACGGGGCUGGGGCCCCCGAGGAGGAGCGGCCAGGCUAGCUCAGCCCAGGGGCCCAGCGCUCCAGUCCUGGGCUGCGCCCCCCAGGAGAUGGCACAAGAACCCCCCUUCCCCGGCUCAGCCGGGGACACGGCCCCCUCAGCCGGCUCUGCUCGUCCAGCGCCGGAUGCUCUCACGGGCCGUGUGCGUGUCUCACCCUUUCCGAGUCCCGCUGGCCCCUGGCCUCGUCGCCGUCUCGUGGCCAUGAGUUCCGCAGCCGGAUGGUCACUUUGGCCGUCCCCCACUCUGGUCUCAGGAUGAGGAGCUUGGUGCUGGCGUCUCUGCUGCUGGCCGUGACUCCUGGCUGGGCCGCGCCCAAGGACAGCGUCAACAGGUCUGAGCGCCCUGCUGCGGAGCCUGUUCCCAACCUUCUGCACCCCGAGCCGGAGGAGCUGCGGCUGCUGCAGAGCUACCUGCAAAGCGUCCGGCAGAUGGAACAGGACCCCGCUCACAUGACGAGAGAGCAGGUGCUGCUCUAUCUCUUCGCGCUACACGACUACGACAGGACUGGGCAGCUGGACGGGCUGGAGUUCAUGCAGCUGCUGCUGGACGUGAUAGCCCAGCACGCCCAGGGGCAGCCCUCUCCCGACGCGGUGAUCGUGGUGGUAGACGGGAUCCUGGAGACUCAGGACCUGAACAGGGACGGGUUACUGAACCCCUCGGAGCUCCUGCUGCCCCCAGCCCAGGGCCAGCCCCCCCUGCCAGCCCAGACUGAGGCCCCCGAUGGAGAAGGGGUUGUGCAGUGGGCAGGUGAGGAGCCAGAGCAACCUGCCACGGCCCUAGCGCUCGCAGGCGCCCAGGGGGCAGCAGACCCCGGUGUGGAGCUCCCGGAGGCAGCAGGCCCCUUAGCCGAGGAGCCGGAGGCUAGGGGUCUCUUGCUGAGCCAGACGGGGCCAGAGGUGGCUCAGCCUGAAGAGGAGGCUGCCAAGGAGGCUCCAGGGGCCCCGGCCGGGGCCCCCAAUGCAGAGAUCUAGGCCCCCAGCCUAGAUCCACGGCAAGCUCAGGGCACUGCCGGGGCAGAUCAGAGCUGGCACGGGGAAUGCAGGUGCGGGGGCUGCUGUGCACAGAGAAACUGAGGUGGUGGAGCGGAAACAUCUGCCAGGGACCCCCCCACACACCCUGGAUCUGGCUGUGAGUGGUGCCGGGGGGGUGGGGUGGCGUGGCGAGGGGCUGCCUCCCUCCCCACCCCUGGGGAAAGUAGCUGCGCUCAGCCCUACCUAGCCCGCCUGGGCCCCAGGGGGGCAAUUCCUGUGGGGAGCGUGUGAGACAACCCCUCAGGACAAGGGGCCACAGGUACCUGACCCCUAAUUGGGCUGGGGGGCCCAGGAGCCACUCCGGGAGUUGCAGGCACAGCAUCAAAGCAGGGUUACCCUCGCCAGCUCUGAACUGUCCCCCCACUUGGCCCCCAAGAGUGGCAGAAGCUGGCUGCCUGGAUAGAGGGGCCGGGGGGGGGGAGGAGGGGGCACUGGGACAUGUGCAAUCGAUCAUGUAACUUACACUUUGAAAAGAUAAAAAUAUACAUUGAGCCCCAGG